AUGAUUACGAAUGCAAGCAGUCCAGUAAUAAAGGUCUUCGAAACAUUACGGCCUCGUUCGCAAUGUGUUACGGAAAGCACUGGAGGCCGUGUUAAUUUAGUGGUUCGUGAAGACAAUGGACCCAACAGGCGAGCGCAGAUGGUAUUGGUGUCGGCCUCUGACUGCACUUUCUUCUGGCGUUUCGAUGGGAAGCGUGGUGCGCUCAAGAAGUGUCCUUUCUACGAGUCUUCUACCAAGGACACAGACGCAAUCGGCUACGUUGAGGUCUGGCCAUGUGAAGGACUUUUUCGAUAUUCAUCAAGCAAUGGCGAACAACUGUUGGAAUUGGAAUCGCACGUUCAAGGAGCCAAGCUGUACCUCUACACGCCAAAAGAUAUGAAUCUUACGGCAAAGGCGUUUCUUCAAGCCAUUGAUACACAACUAGAAGCAAAAUCCAAGCUCAAAGUUUAUGUGCCUCGGCCACCGGUGAUGUGC
Messenger RNA from Ostertagia ostertagi, 474 nucleotides. Lineage: Eukaryota; Metazoa; Nematoda; Chromadorea; Rhabditida; Trichostrongylidae. The record is from the annotation of a GenBank genome assembly.